AAAGGUUUAAGCGGAUACUCAUUUGAGCUUGUUGGCGUGAGGGGCCGAGCACAACUCUACCGAGAAGAACAAAAGCUGCCGCCGCCUCUCACUCUGUUCACUUCGUCCGCUGUCGUGCCGCUGCUGUUCGUCAGUUGAUUCCGGCGUUGUCAUUAGGCAUAUUAAUGGGUGUGAUUGGCACCUCAUCUCUUUGUUCACUGAAGUGUAACACCAGUUUUCACCAAUUUGUGCUACCAAAGAAACCGCAUUUAUCAUUUGAAGGAAACAAGAGAAGGCUCGUUACAAUGGCAUCCACUACGUCUUUAGAACAACAGGUGAAUCAGGGUCAACAGAGUUUGACUGGUGACACAUUUAUUCGACAACAUUUGAGGAAACUAUCACCUUAUCAGCUAAUUUUGCCCUUUGAGGUUUUAUCAAGCCAACUUGGAAGAAAACCUGAGGAUAUUAUCAAAAUAGAUGCAAAUGAAAACCCCUAUGGUCCACCUCCAGAGGUUCAUCAAGCAUUGGGACAAUUGAAAUUCCUAUAUAUCUAUCCAGAUCCUGAAAGUCGCCAACUGCGUGAUGCCCUAUCUAAAGAUUCGGGGCUUGAAUCAAAUCACAUUCUUGUUGGCUGUGGUGCAGAUGAACUCAUUGAUUUGAUUAUGCGAUGUGUACUAGAUCCUGGUGACAAGAUUUUGGACUGCCCUCCAACCUUUACCAUGUAUGAAUUUGAUGCUGCUGUUAAUGGUGCACAUGUUAUCAAAGUUCCAAGGAAUUCAGACUUCAGCUUGAAUUUGGAACUCAUUGCUGAUGCUGUUGAGAGGGAGAAACCAAAAUGCAUAUUUUUAACUUCUCCGAAUAAUCCAGAUGGAAGUAUCAUCAAUGAUGAAGAUCUUCUCAAGAUCCUUGAGAUGCCCAUAUUAGUGGUACUAGAUGAAGCAUACAUUGAGUUUUCAGGUCUUGAUUCCAAGAUGAAGUUGGUGAAGAAGCAUGAUAACUUAAUUGUCCUCCGUACAUUUAGCAAAAGAGCUGGUUUAGCUGGACUUCGUGUUGGUUAUGGAGCAUUUCCUCUGAGCAUAAUUGAGUAUGUCUGGCGAGCAAAGCAACCUUAUAAUGUUUCUGUUGCCGCUGAAGUUGCUGCAUGUGCAGCUUUGCAGAACCCUGCAUACCUGGAGAAUGUGAAGGAGAUGUUGAUACAAGAACGGGAGAGGCUCUUUAAACUUCUGAAGGAAAUAUUAUUUCUCAAUCCAUAUCCAAGCUAUUCAAAUUUUAUUCUUUGUGAGGUUACUUCUGGAAAGGAUGCUAAGAAACUAAAGGAGGAUCUUGCAAAAAUGGGUGUCAUGAUCCGGCAUUAUAACAAGAAAGAAUUAAAGGGUUAUGUACGUGUGUCUGUUGGGAAGCCUGAACACACAGAUGCUUUGAUGAAGUGCCUCAGAAUCCUUUCUUGAAUCUUGAAGACAAAGCUUGGAAACCGAGCGUAAAACAAGCCAAGCUCAUAAUUUGAUUCUCCUGUGUUGUACCCAUAUGAAGCUUUCUCUGUUUCUUUAGUUGGUAACUACAAGAUUUUAUCAACGAUAGUAUUGGCUGGUGACGUUGCGCCAGGCUCAGUGUGCUUUUUCUUUCUUUCCUGUUUUAGGAAAAAUAAUGUUGCAUAAAAAACUGGAGUGCCUGGUUUUCUGGCAAACCUCUGCCAGCAACGUUGAGUGAAUUAUUUGUUUUAGAUACUUAACCUACAGUAUGAUAGAAUCCGGUGUAAUGUUACAGUAACAUUUUUUUUGGAUAAUGUGAGCCUGAAAUGUUGUCCA
Messenger RNA from Mangifera indica (mango), 1784 nucleotides. Its product is annotated as histidinol-phosphate aminotransferase, chloroplastic-like. The transcript is spliced from 10 exons. Bases 165 to 1427 code for a protein of 420 amino acids. NCBI's taxonomy places the organism in Eukaryota, Viridiplantae, Streptophyta, Magnoliopsida, Sapindales, Anacardiaceae. Gene Ontology annotation, molecular function: pyridoxal phosphate binding; L-histidinol-phosphate:2-oxoglutarate transaminase activity. The record is from RefSeq and is a predicted model, not a curated record. Gene Ontology annotation, biological process: L-histidine biosynthetic process.